AUGAGGGACACUGCUCAAAAUAAACUGAUUGAACUUCAACAUAAUCCCAGUUCAAUACGUAAUAUUUGCAUUAUGGCUCAUGUUGAUCAUGGUAAAACAACACUAGCAGAUUCUUUGGUGGCCAGUAACGGUGUUAUAUCUCAGAAGAUGGUUGGAAAACUGAGAUACAUGGAUAGUAGACGAGACGAACAACAACGUGGAAUAACAAUGAAAAGCUCAUCAAUAGCAUUGUAUCAUUGCAAAAAUGAAUCAGAAUAUCUUAUCAAUGUCAUUGAUUGUCCUGGACAUGUAGAUUUUUUUUCUGAAGUUUCUACGGCCUUAAGAUUAUGUGACGGAGCUAUUAUUAUUGUUGAUGUUGUAGAAGGUGUUUGUCCUCAAACACAGGCUUGUUUAAAGCAGAUUUGGUCAGAAAAUAUUAAACCUAUUUUGGUGCUAAACAAGAUUGACAGGCUGAUAUUGGAGUUUAAAUUGACUCCACUUGAUGCCUAUAUUCAUUUACUCAAGUGCUCGAACAAAGAAGCAGAGACUAAGAGGGGAGUUGGCGUUCAGUCAGGUGAAGAUUUGUAUAAUCAGUGGAGCACUGCCAUCGAGGCUGCUGAUGAUUCAGAUUUAUAUGUUUCACCCAACCAAGGAAAUGUAGUUUUUGCAUCCGCUGCUGAUGGUUGGGCAUUUAGAAACAGGUUGAAAUUUAGUGUCAAACAAAACCUUGGUGUGAACGUGGAUGUCUUAAAAAAGACAUUAUGGGGUGAUUUUUAUUUACAUUCAAAGACUAAAAGAAUCAUGAAAGGUGCACAAGAAAAAGCCAAGAAACCAAUUUUUGUUCAAAUGAUACUUGAAAACAUUUGGCUUAUAUAUGAUGUCAUUAUUAAUCAAAAAGACAAAGAGCGUUUAUCAAAAAUUGCAGAAAGUAUGAAUGUAACACUUUUUGCCAGAGAUUUGCGUCAAACAGAUACAAGAAUUUUAUUGCAAUCUUUUUUAUCUCAAUGGAUUCCUUUAUCUUUAUCAGUAUUAGGUAUGGUAUGCGAUAAAUGUCCAUCACCAAAUCAAUUGACUGAUGUCAAAAUUGAGAACUUACUCUGUCCUCCAAUGAAAGAAUUCAACCUUAUGCCUAAAGAAACCAUAGCAUUGAAAACUGUUUUCUCAAAAUGUUCUCCUGAUGAUGCUUCCGUCCCAGUUAUAGCUUUUGUUUCUAAAAUGUUUCCGAUUAAAAGAAAAUAUUUACCUCAAAAUAAACCAAAAGUAUUAACUGCUGAGGAAAUAGCUAAAAGACGAGAGUUGGCAAGAAUUAAGCAUGCUUUAAAAAGCAGUGCAAUAAAAACAGAAGAUUCAGAAACUAAAUGUAGCAUUACAGUUAAUAAUGAAGAAAAUAAACCAGAAGUUAUAGAACCUACGCAAAAUGAAAAUGAUGUUAUGUUUAUUGCGUUUGGAAGAAUGUACAGUGGUACAAUUCGACGUGGUCAAGAGAUAUAUGUCUUAGGACCAAAACAUGAUCCAUCAAAAAUAACAGAUAGUGAUUUUUAUGUUGAUGAAAAAUGCACUUUGGCUACUUUAAAAUCUGACCAACAUAUAAUGAAAACUAUUAUAACUGAUUUGUACAUGUUAAUGGGCAGAGACUUGGAACCAGUAGACGAAGUUCCUGCUGGCAAUAUAUGGUGCGGGUAA
Molecule: messenger RNA, 1662 nt
Organism: Macrosiphum euphorbiae (potato aphid)
Lineage: Eukaryota; Metazoa; Arthropoda; Insecta; Hemiptera; Aphididae
Source: the annotation of a GenBank genome assembly